This is a messenger RNA of Girardinichthys multiradiatus, 2515 nucleotides long. It is a transcript of the gene zdhhc2, whose product is annotated as zinc finger DHHC-type palmitoyltransferase 2. Gene Ontology annotation, molecular function: protein-cysteine S-palmitoyltransferase activity. The record is from RefSeq and is a predicted model, not a curated record. The transcript has 14 exons. Bases 300 to 1442 code for a protein of 380 amino acids. Gene Ontology annotation, biological process: peptidyl-L-cysteine S-palmitoylation; protein targeting to membrane. Gene Ontology annotation, cellular component: endoplasmic reticulum; Golgi apparatus. Lineage: Eukaryota; Metazoa; Chordata; Actinopteri; Cyprinodontiformes; Goodeidae.
CGCGUGCGUGUGUUUAUGUGUGAGAAUGCGCGCGGCGAGCCACCUGAUAUGGUCCUGUCCGUAGUAGAGGCUCAUAGAGGGUCGAUCAGAGAGAGAGAGAGAGGGAAGGGGGAGCGGUGCGGCAGAGGCAUCAGAACAGCCUGACGGGGAUGUUGCGACUGAGCUCCCGGUGAGGCUGAUCACACUCGGAGCUACGAUGCAGUGACGGUCUACAAGAAGAAGACGCGCGCCGUGGGAGAAGGUGGGGCAUCAGAGCAGCAAGCGAUUGCGCACGGACGAUGAUCUGCUUGUUGUAGACCAUGGCACCGUCAGGUCCGCGGAGCAUCAAGCGGGGUUGUCAGAGAGUUCUCUACUGGAUCCCGGUCCUGUUCAUCGCUCUCAUAGUGGCGUGGUCCUACUACGCCUAUGUCUUGCAGCUUUGCAUAGAAUCCAUUGAGGACACAGGAGAAAAGGUCGUCUACCUGCUGGUGUACCAUGUCAUUUUCAUCAUGUUCGUGUGGGCGUACUGGCAGACCAUCUUCACCAAGCCCAUGAACCCCCUGAAGGAGUUUCAGCUGUCCCACUCUGACAAGGAGCUGCUGGAGCGUGAAGAUCGCGGAGAGUCCCAGCAGGAAAUCCUGAGGAGAAUAGCCAAGAAUCUGCCCAUCUACACCCGCACCAACUCUGGAGCAAUUCGUUUCUGUGACCGCUGCCAGCUGCUGAAGCCUGAUCGAUGUCACCAUUGCUCAGUCUGUGAUAAAUGCAUCCUGAAGAUGGAUCACCACUGCCCCUGGGUAAACAACUGUGUGGGAUUCUCCAACUACAAGUUCUUCAUGCUGUUCCUGGCAUACUCUCUACUUUACUGCCUUUUUAUAACCGCAACCGAUCUCCAGUACUUUAUCAAGUUCUGGACUGCUGGAGGUAGAGCACAUUUCCGUCUGAAAGAGUACCUGAAAGGCCUCCCGGACACUCAGGCAAAGUUCCACAUCCUGUUCCUCUUCUUCUCAGCCUCCAUGUUCUCCAUCAGCCUGGCUUCCCUUUUCAUUUAUCACUGCUGGCUCGUCUGCAAGAACAGAUCCACCCUGGAGGCAGUGCGUGCUCCGGUGUUUCGGCACGGCACAGACAAGAACGGUUUCAGUCUCGGCUUUACCAAGAACUUCCUUCAGGUCUUUGGGGAUGAGGCCAAAUACUGGCCUGUUCCCAUUUUCUCCAGUUUAGGUGAUGGGUGCUCAUUCCCAACCUGCCUGGUGAAUCUGGACCCUGAGCAGCCCUCAUCGCCCUCUGGAUCCAGCUCUGCCAGCAAGAGUGCAGGAGAGGGCCGCCAGUUCCCCUCCAAGCCGCUCAGAGAGAGUCAGAGUCGACUGCUCACCAGCAACCCCUCCUGGUCAGAGAAUGAAGGUGCAGGAGACAAGGAUAAGAAAGGUGCCAGUAACCCAGUGAUGACCAUUGAGAAUGAGGCGUAACGAUGAUUACAGCUGACUGUUUCAGACCAGAAAUGUCUACGCUGCCCUCCUCCGUGUUUGUGCCUAUCAGAACAUGGCAUAAUGGUGGUGACAUCCUUGUCGUUUGCCAUCAUGCAACCUGCGAGUUUAACAUGGCUCGACCGACAAGCAGUCCACAGAAACCAUGAGUUUCCUCAUGAGUUAUCAUGGAACAUGCUGUUGCUGUCUGAAAGUCAAGUGGACAGGAAAAUGGAAAUUGCAUUCCAGUCAUCUGCUUUUCUUUGAAUGUAAAUAAGCACAGAGCUGAAGUCAGAGAGGAUUGCGUUUUUGUUUUCUAACUAACAGCUGCUUUUUCUGUUGCAGCACAUUCAGAACUACCUGCUGGCUUCUUUCAUUAUUCGGCUCAGAAAGAAAAUGCCAAACAUUUGCUCAGCAUAGACAAGCAGAGAUAUCAAUGCACUUUCUCUGACAUUCCUUUCUCUUGUGAAAUGUUGUUUGUUUUUAAGUUUUCACACGCAUCAUGGUGAGUAUUGUGAAAGUUAAAGAAUUGCAUGCCCUCAUCUCAGGAUGUCAAUGCAAACACGUGUUGUAAUGACAAAAAAAAAAAAAGAAUACAAAAUGGUAGUAAUUAGUAUUUACAUUAAAAAGGGCUCUUCUGACUCUGAGCAGCAUGAGUGAAAAUGUUACCGUCCCUGAAACACCUGCUGGUGCUCUGUGCUGUGACAGUGUCGCUUGGUAGCCUGGAGUCCACGUCAAACUGCUGCUCAGAAGCUUCAUGACUGUUUCUCCUGAAGGGUUCUGCAACAAGCGAGAUCCUUCCGCCAUCUGACAGCAAAAACUGUUCAGUGUUUUGGUUUGUUUUUCCUAAUAGUGGGGCUGAAUUACAGAAGAAAAAACUGUCUUGUAUUGUCACUUUCGGAUUGAAAUGACUAAAUUACUAGACUGUACUGUACAGUACUUUCAAAAAUGUACAAUUUUAAAAGCUUCAUUGUGACAUAUAUUUUUCUAUCUUUCUGUCUGUAAGACAAUGUGGAUGUGAGAGGCAAGCAAUGUACAGUUGAGAUGCCUUAUAUGAAUAAAAUGAGCUCAUCCUC